Messenger RNA from Sorex fumeus (smoky shrew), 3056 nucleotides. RefSeq names its product solute carrier family 4 member 9 (gene SLC4A9). Gene Ontology annotation, molecular function: monoatomic anion transmembrane transporter activity; sodium:bicarbonate symporter activity; solute:inorganic anion antiporter activity. The coding region runs from base 216 to 3032 and encodes 938 amino acids. Lineage: Eukaryota; Metazoa; Chordata; Mammalia; Eulipotyphla; Soricidae. Gene Ontology annotation, cellular component: plasma membrane; basolateral plasma membrane. Gene Ontology annotation, biological process: transmembrane transport; bicarbonate transport; regulation of intracellular pH. The record is from RefSeq and is a predicted model, not a curated record. The transcript is spliced from 21 exons.
GGUCAGCCUCCCCUGGCAGGCGCCCUGAGGCCAGCAGGGGAUGGCAAAAGCAAGCAGGGGCCAAGGGGACUGGCUGGCUCCGGCCUCAGCAGGUCAUGCUGGCUGUUUGUGCUAUGUUGGAGAAGGGGGUGGACGGGGGCGGUGGUUAUAAAUGCUGCCGCCGAGGGCCAUGACCCCAGAACUGCGCCCUGUGAGGCCGUGUGAGACACCCCAAGAUGAAGCUGCCAGGCCAGGACGAGCUGGAUGUCUCCAGUUCCUGUGAAAAUGCGCCCUCAGGAGAGCAGAAUGGUGGUGCUAACCCCAGCCCUGAUGACCCCUCGGACACAGACUGCAGAGAAGUGGUGGAUCCUCUGCUCUUCGUCCAGCUGAACGAGUUGCUGGGCAGGCCGCAGGCCCUGGGCUGGAGACAGACAGGCAGGUGGGUGGUAUUUGAAGAGAAGCUGGAGGUGGGUGCGGGUCGCUGGAGCGCCCCCCACGUGCCCACCGUGACACUGCCUGGACUCCAGAAGCUGCGGUCCGCGCUGGCUACGGGCUUGGUUCUGCUAGAUUGCCCAGCUCAGAGUCUCCUGGAGCUUGUGGAGCAGGUGAGUGCGGUGGAAUGGCUGAGCCCGGAGCAGCGGGAACGGCUGCAGGCGCUGCUGCUGCAGAGACCCCUGCAUGGCGGCCAGACCCCAGGCACCAGGCGCUGCCCAGGAUUUGCCCGCUCAAGAGGUGUUCCAGGGGACGAGGAAGAGCCCCAGAAGAAACAGCGCUGCAGUCCCCUACGGCAGGUGCUGCCCCUCGGGACUGAGGCCGGGGUCGUGCUGGCAGGAGCGCUGGGCUUCCUGGCGCAGCCGCUGGCUGUCUUCGCGCGCUUGCGGGAGCCUGCAGUGCUGGAGGCCAUUAUGGAGGUGCCGCUCCCCUGCAGGUUUUUCUGCCUCCUCCUUGGCAUCCCCAAACAGGCCAAGGGCUACCAUGAGAUGGGCCGGGCAGCUGCUGUCCUCCUCAGCGACCCACAAUUUCAGUGGUCAGUUCGCCGGGCCAGCAGCCUUUGCGACCUGCUAGCUGCCCUGGAUGCCUUCUUGGAGGAGGUGACGGUACUCCCCCCAGGUCGGUGGGACCCGACAGCUCGACUUCCCCCGCCUAAAUGUCUGCACAAAAGGCUACCCCCGCAACUGCGGGAGACCAAGGGCACCGCUGCCCGGCGUGGGGCGUCAGCGGACAGGCACGGCCAGGAGCUGCAGCGCACAGGCAGACUCUUCGGGGGCCUUGUCCAGGACGUGCGUCGAAAGGCCCCGUGGUACCCCAGCGAUUUCUUGGACGCCCUGCACCCCCAGUGCCUUUCAGCAGUGCUCUACAUUUACCUGGCUACGGUCACUAAUGCUAUCACCUUCGGCGGGCUGCUGGGAGAAGCCACCGACCGUGCCCAGGGGCUGCUGGAAAGUUUCCUGGGCACGGCAGUGGCUGGAGCAGCCUUCUGCCUGCUGGCCGGCCAGCCCCUGACUAUCCUCAGCAGCACGGGGCCAGUGCUGGUGUUCGAGCGCCUCCUCUUCUCCUUCAGCAGAGAUUAUGGCCUGGACUACCUGCCUUUUCGCCUGUGGGUGGGCAUCUGGGUGGCCACCUUCUGCCUGGCACUGGUGGCCACAGAGGCCAGCGUGCUGGUGCGCUAUUUCACCCGCUUCACCGAGGAAGGCUUCUGUGCCCUCAUCAGCCUCAUCUUCAUCUAUGACGCCGUGGGCAAAAUGCUGAGCCUGGCCCAGGCCUACCCCAUCCAGACAUCGGGCACUCCCGCCUAUGGCUGCCUCUGCCAGUACUCAGACCCAGGAGGAAAUGAAUCUCAAUGGACAAUGCCAAGACCCGAAGACAGAGAAGACAAGCUAAGCCUGGACCUAGGCCUGGUCAACGUGUCCUUGAUGCCACCAUCUGAGUGCACCCAGCGAGGUGGUCGUCCUCGUGGGCCCGGCUGCCACACGGCUCCAGACAUCGCCUUCUUCUCCCUGCUCCUCUUCCUCACUGCCUUCCUUUCGGCCACGGCUCUCCAGCACAUCAAGUCCAGCCGCUUCUUCCCAUCCAUGGUACGCAAGGUUCUGGGCGACUUCUCCUCCAUCUUGGCCAUCCUUCUGGGCUGCGGCCUCGAUGCCCUCCUGGGCCUGGCCACGCCGAAGCUCAUGGUGCCCCGUGAGUUCAAGCCCACACUCCCUGGGCGAGGCUGGCUGGUGUCACCUUUUGGAGCCAACCCCUGGUGGCUGAGUGUGGCGGCCGCACUGCCAGCUCUCCUGCUGUCCAUCCUCAUCUUCAUGGACCAACAGAUCACGGCGGUCAUCCUCAACCGCUCUGAGUACCGGCUUCAGAAGGGAGCCGGCUUCCACCUGGACCUCCUCUGCGUGGCGGUGUUGAUGCUGCUCACAUCCGUGCUGGGGCUGCCCUGGUACGUGUCGGCCACUGUCAUCUCCCUGGCCCACAUGGACAGUCUCCGGAGAGAGAGCAGAGCCUGUGUCCCAGGGGAGCCACCCAUCUUCCUGGGGAUCAGGGAGCAGAGGCUGACAGGUCUGGUCGUAUUCAUCCUCACGGGCAUCUCAAUCUUCCUGGCACCUGUGCUCAAGUUCAUCCCAAUGCCGGUGCUCUAUGGCAUCUUCCUGUACAUGGGGGUGGCAGCCAUGAGCGGCAUCCAGUUCACAAAGAGGGUGCAACUCUUGCUGAUGCCGGCCAAACACCAGCCAGACCUCCUGUUCCUGCGACACGUGCCUCUGAGCCGGGUGCACCUCUUCACGGCCAUCCAGCUGGCCUGCCUGGCUGUGCUGUGGAUUGUCAAAUCCACGCCCGCGGCCAUCGUCUUCCCCCUUGUGCUGCUGGGCCUGGCGGGGGUCCGGAAGGCCCUGGAGUGGGUCUUCUCAGAGCAGGAACUCCUGUGGCUGGAUGAGCUGCUGCUAGAGGAGCAGAACCUCCGGGAGAAGGCGCCAGUGCCAGAGGAUGCCUUCAGAGGAAGUGACAGUGAAGACUCAGAGCUGAUAUAUCAGCCAAAGACUCCGGAAAUCAACAUCUCUGUGAAUUAGCUGAUUGGGACUUGGGGAGUGGAG